Molecule: messenger RNA, 3662 nt
Organism: Hippoglossus stenolepis (Pacific halibut)
Lineage: Eukaryota; Metazoa; Chordata; Actinopteri; Pleuronectiformes; Pleuronectidae
Product: rhotekin
Exons: 13
Coding region: 558-1928 (456 amino acids)
Biological process (GO): actomyosin contractile ring assembly; septin ring organization; signal transduction
Cellular component (GO): actomyosin contractile ring
Source: RefSeq, a predicted model, not a curated record
GCUGUGACCUGUUCUCAUAGAAGUCACGGGGCUGACGUGAAAGGCCGGCGUCACUUAAUGAAUGGUUUAAUGAGCCUGCUUUGAAUGUUUACGUCACCGCUUAUGUCCUGGUUGUGCACCACACGAGGGAUUUACACUCUGAGGGUUCAAGCUAUUGCACCAUACAAUAAUCUAAUCCAAUUCACACCGUCACACCUCAUGACCUCAGAAACCCUCAGACACCAUCACUGUAUAUACCAUAAUCAAAAUGUACUUUAAUCUUUUACUGUUAAACUCCGUGUGAAUCACUAUAUGUUUAACAUUCACUGGUGCCAGUGAUGGAGCUGCGGGACUGAGACACAUUAAGGUUUGAGACUCCUCUAAUCCCUCCUGCUGCAACCUCUUGUAGUGAGGCUUAAGACCGUUUUUGAUCUGUGUGUUGAGUAACUAGCGGCUCCAUCUGCAGGUCCACUCUUAACGCUUGUAGUCAGCUGUAGGAUUAGUCAGUCCGCUCACUGCACCGCCUGCUGACUGUUUAGGGACUGGAGCCGACCUCUGAGGCACAGUGGAGAAGGAACAUGAAUGAAAACACUCAGGACAAAGAGUUGCUAAGGCACAUUGAGAGGGAGGUGCGGAUGCGGGAGGGUGCCAGUAAGCUGCUGGCCGCCUGUUCCCAAAGAGAGCAGGCCCUGGAGGCCUCGAAGAGCCUGCUCGCCUGCAACGCUCGCAUCCUGGCCCUGCUCAGCCAACUGCAGGAGAUGAGGAAAGCUCAAAUCCUACGGGGAGCAGGACGCAGGUCAUCUGAAGACACAGUGCCGUGUACCGGAAAAGUAGCCCUGUCAGACCUUCGGGUCCCGCUCAUGUGGAAAGACUCAGAGUACUUCAAAAACAAAGGAGAGCUGCAUCGCUGUGCCGUGUUCUGCCUGCUUCAGUGUGGCACAGAGAUCUAUGACACCGGCCUGGUGAUGGUGGACAGGACUUUAACUGACAUCUGUUUCGAAGACACGAUCGUAUUCACUGAGGUGGAUCCAGGCUUCCAUAUUCGCGUUGAGCUCUACAGCAGUUGUGUGGUGGAGGACUUCUCCCCCGGGGCUCUAGGACCCAGGAGAGUGACCCGUCUGGGGGGCUCUCUGGGAUGCUCCUCUGGGAAGAAGAUCCGUGCUGCGUUUGAGUCUGCAGCUGUUUGUGGGUCUGCUUCCAGUGGAGGAGACGUACGCCAGGGGUACUCGUCCCCGCCUUUAUCCACUCAUCUGUCUAAACUGGGCCCAAAGUACAACCUGCUGGCUCACACAACACUGAGAAUCGAACAUGUGCAGGAGGGUUUCAAGACCCAUGAUUUGUCCUUAGCAGCAGCGGACGACAGUCCAUACUGGUUACCUCUCUAUGGAAAUAUGUGCUGCCGCUUGGUUGCUCAGCCUCUGUGCAUGAUUCAACCAGUCAUAAGUGGUCAACUCGAUGUUAAGCUUGGGGAGGACCUCGAUUGCUGGGAAAACCUCUAUGGCGUCCUCGGGGGACAAAGUCUCCUCUGCUAUCAGAGUGAUGAAGAGCUGGAGUCCGAGGAGAAGCCACUACUCGUGAUCCCCAUCAGAAAGGAUACGCUUGUCUGUGCGUUGGAGAGAGAUGCUGUUCAUACCCAGAGAAUAUACAUGACUACACAGUGUCAAGGAGAGGAUGUAUCCUACACACUGACCAUGCACAUACCUGAAGACACGCAGCGCUGGAACGAGGCCCUGUGGCAACACAUCUACAACAUAAGCCAGUGGAGGCAGUGUUGUCAUCACCUCAUGAAGAUUGAAAUGCCGAUCCCCAGGAAAUCCAUCGCAGUGAGGCAGGGAUCGCUAUACCAUGAAAUAGUGACACCCUCGUCUCCCAGAGAGGGUCUCGUGGCUCCGGAUUUAUCUUUAGAGAUCCGCACUUUGCUCUCUUCCUACUACAAGGAAAGUUAUUGAUGACCCUACCACAGUUGCACUGGAGGAGUGAGAACCCGUUCUAUGCGGUUACCAUGCCGGGUCAAGGAAACGAGCAUGGACAUGAUAAAUGGUGCCAUCUCUGAAUCUGCAGGGGACGCAUCCGAACUUACUGUGACAUCAGAUAUGUUUCAUUCCUCUUCCUCUCAUCCAUGAAUCUUAACUGUUUAUGAAUGACAAGCGUGAGUCAGAAAUCGGAACACAAAACUGAUUGUAUGUACAUAGAAAAAUCCAGAAAAAUCUAACUGUACCACUCUCUGCUUAUAUAGACAAUAUACUAAUAAUGAUUAUAUAUAUUGAUGCAAUAAGAUUUCACCCACACCACAUCCUCAUGGUUUAAGAGUAUGAUUAAAAAAAUGAACCCACUGUCACUCUCAAAUUGAUUGAGAUAGAUAAAUCAUUUAUUUAUUGAAUACAUAUUUAUUUAAUGCUAAACAACUUUUGAAUCCAAGCAUGUAGUGUUUUCUCAUGGUGUCACAGUCAUUUUUCAACAUUAUGAUGUAGUAACACAUGUACAGUAAAUUCUUAGUCAACAUAAAUCCAUCUAUUACCUUAUUUGACAGCCAGUCGUUAAUAAUUACAUGCUGAAAAGAACAGAAGCAGUUUGGCCUGCCCCCUCAGACUGUCCACCAGUGGAUUCAUGUCGACAUGAUGAUGGACGGUGACCAUCCAUUGACUGUAUAAAAAGAUGGUGGAGCCGGUAGCCACCCCUCUGGAUGCCAUUCUACCUUGAUACAGUGCAUGUCGCUUCCUGGUGUUCAGCUGUCACAAUCUGCCUCCUCCCAGCCGAGGUGUUUUGGUCAUACACGGAAGGAAAAGAAUUGUUUAUUGCUAACACACAAAUUAAUUAUGAUUUUUCAAAUUAAAGUUCUCAGUUGUGUUGAUAUAACUUGUUAACGUUAAGUUAAGGUGAUCUCCAAACAAAUGAACGAUUUUGUUUUUUAAUGUAAAAUAAAUUAAGGUAUUUGAAACAUUUCAAAAUACACUGUAGUCAUUUUUAUUGUGUCAUUAUUUAAGUUUACUGACACAUACAGUUUGUGUUAUUUUUUUAACAUUUAUUAAGGUCUUGCUGUUUCUAAUGAUGUAAGAGAUUUCCACAUGGUUUCCUUUGCCAUGGAAUACAACAUGUGAGUUGAAGCCUAAACUACAAUGCAAUAAAGAGCAAGAAUUAACGUCACAAAGAAAAAGGGUUAACUACGUUCGUGAUUAAUUGGCUUAGUUACUAUGUUUCCGUCGUAAAGUCCUAUUCAUGUGGCAUGUAUUUAUAAUUAAAGGUGGUCGCAUGACGUAGUUUGUGAGAAAUCUGUACACAACAAUAACUCAGUACUGUUACAGAUGGGGAGUGCCCUAUUUCACGUUCAUGUCACACCCUACAAAUUCCACAUAUCCUGCUUUGAAUCUGAGGGCGUGCUGAUUAUAGUAAUUGACAUAAUAGAUAAUAGAUGUCUGCGUAUUUUAAGCUUCGAGCAUGCAAGUAAGAAACACAAAAAUUGAUUACUGGAACACAACUGGUGUGUCUUUGUUCUACCUGAUGGUUUACACACACAGUAACACAGUGCCCAUGACAUGUUGUUUAAGACAAGGAGCAGCAACUGUGAGAUUUGAAUAUAGAAGUUCAAACGCAAACUGUCUCCAUGAUUAUUUAUAAACUGCGUAAACAUGAAAUGUGCCCCUCCUUAAGGAAACAAAAUAAAGAUGAUUAAUUGCACACGUCAA